AUGCUUGCUCCCAGCCGAGGUCCCGUCCUCGGAAAGGCGAUAUCGCAAUCGUCUGCAGUCACGCUGCCGAGUUUCCUCGUGCCAGCUUUCCAGACAUGCCCACCUCGACGGCAAUUCUCCAACACGGCCAGCAAGCCCUCCAAACUAGGCCGCACGCCCAUAUCGAUCCCACCCGGUGUUGAGCUUUCCAUCGGCGAUGCUAAAGUCAAGAGAGACCUCACGACGUACCUGCGUAUCCCAAAACGAACCUUGACCAUCUCCGGCCCCCUGGGCAAGCUCGAACUCGAAAUUCCGCCCUACCUGACCAUCAACCACGAUGAGACAACGCGGAAGGCGCUGUUGAGCAUUGAGGAUAGAAAUCAGAAGAAACAGAUGGAGAUGUGGGGCACAACAUGGGCAUACCUUCAACGCCACAUAAUCGGCGUUUCAGAGGGCCACACAGCAAUCCUGCGUCUCGUCGGUGUCGGAUACCGAGCGACGGUUGAGGAGCGCCCCAGCAAGGCAGAAUAUCCAGGCCAGAAAUUCGUGUGUGUGAAGCUAGGGUUCACGCAUCCUGUCGAGGAGCCCGUGCCAUUCGGCAUGAAGGCUAGCACGCCGCAACCGACCAGAAUUCUGCUGGAGGGCAUCAACAGGGAAGAGGUUAUGUCGUUCGCUGCAAGGAUACGCAGGUGGAGGCGGCCUGAACCCUACAAGGGGAAGGGUAUCUUUGUCAACGAUGAGACUAUCAAGUUGAAGCAAAAGAAAAUCAAAUAG
Molecule: messenger RNA, 753 nt
Organism: Pseudomassariella vexata
Lineage: Eukaryota; Fungi; Ascomycota; Sordariomycetes; Amphisphaeriales; Pseudomassariaceae
Product: ribosomal protein L6
Exons: 2
Coding region: 1-753 (250 amino acids)
Biological process (GO): translation
Cellular component (GO): mitochondrial large ribosomal subunit; ribosome
Molecular function (GO): rRNA binding; structural constituent of ribosome
Source: RefSeq, a predicted model, not a curated record